AUGAACCAUUCUAUAGAUUAUUAUAAUAAGCAGUAAUAAAAGCUAUAUGAAUACAUGGUUAGCCUAACUCAGAAUGUGACUGGAGUGGAGAAGAUAUUUUAAGAUUUGAUCAAAUGUUUGCAUGCAUUUAGUUAGGAAAUAAAAAUGGUUGGUGAGAAACUGCAUACUUAAAUCAGUUGCGGAAAUGAACCUGAUAUUUUAGUUUGUUUAUAUCAAUAAGUGAGCAAUUACUUAUUGAGAUUAUCAUAAAAUUGGGAGCUUACAGCUUAGAAGCUAAAAAGUGAAAUUGCAGAACCAUACACUCAAUUUGUGUUAAAUUUUAGAUAAACGAAUCGAAAUUUGAACUCAGAAUCAAAAAAACAGGUUACUGAAAUAUGGGAAACCAGAAAAGAGUUGUGUAAAACCUAAGAUGAAUAUUGGAAAAUAAUGAAAUAAUUUGAAUAAAAAAGUUAAUAGACACAAGAGAUGAUAGAUUUGAUAGAGAAAGGCAGUGCUACAAGAGAAGAUUUUUAGAAAUAAUUUGCCAGUUCUUUGAAAUUGUAGGAAUUGGUUGAUGAGUCAGAAAAAGAUUAUAAAAAGUUAUUAACAUUAACAAAUGACAAAUGGAAAUCAUUCCAUGAAGAAUGGGAUAACAUCUUUGCAAAUGUGGGGUUGAAUGAAUAAAGUAGAAUAAUGUUUACAAAGUAAACUGUGAGUUCAUUAUUAAAAUUAUUACCCUUUGAUAAAGAUUUAACUCAAAUAGAAGAAAAGGUUACAGAUUUAGAAAUUAAAUUGAAAGAGGAUCCUAAAAUACCAAUACGUAAAUUAAUAGAAAAAAAAAUGGAAAUCAAAGAUAGUAGGCAUUAAGUAAUAUAAUUAGCAUUUAAGUUUUAAUUUGAGGAAUUCAUUAGCUAUGAGUAGUGGAAGAAGAUAAACAUCAAUUCAGAAUAUAGUGUUCCGAUUUAACAGAUCCAGCCCUCUUGGUCGAUAGUAGGAGACAAAAUCUUAGACGAUGAGAAGAAAAUAGUUGAAAAGUACCUCACUUCGUUGUUUACACUUGAUACCACUGAUAAAAGUGAGUUACUUAUUAAAAUUAAGCAAAUUCUUGAAAAAUAGUCAGGCAGAAACUACUUUAUUAAUUAAUUAAUUCAAUUUCAUUCGAAAUCGAUUGAGGAGAAAUAAUCCUCAUUUUAUUUGACAUUAUCAAAUGAACAAUUUUAGGAGAUAACAUAAUUGAUAAGACAUUGGUUAAAUUACAUUGAUUUGAACAAUUUGUAUGAAUCAGAAGACCUUUAUGAUUUAUUACUUAAAUCUAUAAGGAUAGCCCGAAAAGAUGGAAGAGAUCGAAUCAAUCUUGCAUCUCAAUUAUCAGAUAUUACAUUAUGGAGGAAGAUAGAAAAAUGGAUAGAACUAUUUUAGUAUAUCAAUGCGAAGAAAGUAGAUGAAAAGCGAAAGCAAGUUGAAUUAUUGAAAUAAUAGAAUCAAAAUAAUAUAGUCUAGAAAGGCUUCAAAAUGAUAGGAUCAAUUUUUAAGAAUUCAGGAACUAACCAACAAUCUCAAUUUGAACUUAAUGAGAGUGAGAUAUGUUACAUGAUAAUGGAAGAAAUCAACUUAUUUUUGACUUCAUUAAAAUUACCAUCAGAUUUAUCCACCGAAAUCAUAAUACAAAUAGCAUUUUAAUAGCCAAGAUUUGAUAAAGAACAUGUCAAAAAGCUAUUAGAGAAACAAGAAGAUCUUCAUAAUACUCAAUGGAAAAAAUUGUUUAAAUCAGGGAAGAUUGUGUUGACCCAAAAAUCAGAAAAGUAUGAUCGAAAGAACAUGGAAGAAUAUUAAAACAAAGUUGUACAAGUCUGUGGUGCAGCAAUGAAAUAUUUAACUCUUGAUGAUUAACCAUGGCAUUUGCUAUUAAUAAAUAGAAAAUUCAACAUGCAGUUAAAAAAUAAGAUAAAAAAGUUUUAUUUAGCUAAUGGGCAGAUAUUUUUUUGUGAACAAACUCAUUAAUUUAGAUUAAAAUUAAUAGCUUAAGUUUUGAAAUUGGAAUAAAUGAAAAUUGAUUAUGUUGAAAUGAAGACUAAAGUUGGAUUAGAAAUGGAUAUCAAUUAAUUAUAUGAGGAAACCAUUAAGUUGGAUGUUCAAAGAAGUCUACAUCUUCACAAGGAUAAAAUUAAUUCUUCUGUACUAUAGAGUUUAUUAAGAAUAUAUGCAUUUUAUCAUUAAGAAGUUGGAUAUUGUUAAGGAAUGAAUUAUAUUGCAGGCUAUUUGUAUUUAAACUUUUAAGAUCAAGAAGUUGCAUAUAAGGCUUUUGAUAGAAUGAUGAAUCUCUAUUUCAAAGACCUUUAUAUUAAUGAUUUCUCAAAACUUAAAAUUGGGUUCUAUCAAUUUGAUCGACUACUACAAAUAUUUUUACCUGAAUUGUCAUAACAUCUAAAGGAUUAGAAGAUAGAUCCAUCAUAUUAUGUUGCAUCUUGGUUCAUAACAUUGUAUUCGAAUGUUUUUUAGUAUAUUUAACGAUCAGCACUUUUAAAUAUUAUAUGGGAUAUUUUUUUGGCAGAAGAAUGGAAAGGUUUUUUCAAAACUACAUUCUAUCUCCUUUGGUUGUUAUAGCAACAUUUAUUAAAUUUGGAGUUUGAUGAUAUUCUGCAUUAUCUAGGACAGUUGAUAAAAAGUGAAUUUUUCAAUAUCGAUAAUGAAAAAGAUUUGAUUAAAUUCAUUUAAAAAUAUGAUAACACCCUUAAAGAUAAUGAAUCAAUCAAGACAACUAUACUGUAGAAAUUCAGAAUUUCUAACAGAAUGUUAAGAAGCCUGGAUUAGGAAUAUCAUAGCUUUUAAACCAAGUUGAAUUUGAAACUGACUUAAUGUUUGAAAAAAUGA
This is a messenger RNA of Paramecium tetraurelia, 2850 nucleotides long. RefSeq lists its product as uncharacterized. The transcript has 7 exons. The record is from RefSeq and is a predicted model, not a curated record. Lineage: Eukaryota; Ciliophora; Oligohymenophorea; Peniculida; Parameciidae.